Molecule: messenger RNA, 333 nt
Organism: Adineta steineri
Lineage: Eukaryota; Metazoa; Rotifera; Eurotatoria; Adinetida; Adinetidae
Source: the annotation of a GenBank genome assembly
AUGACUUUGAAAGUCUAUAUAACAAAUAUAACUAGUAAUCAAGUAACAAUUGGUAAUCAACGAAAAUUAAAACAUAUUCUUGAUACAAAUAAAAUCGGUUAUAUCGAAAUUGAUAUAAGUGAUCCAAAAAAUACCAAUGACAAAGAAUUUUUACAACGUACAUUAUCAUUAUCAAAUCAGAAGAUGAUUUUACCAUAUAUAUUUAAUGGUGAAGAAUAUUGUUGUGAUUUUGAAGGUUUAAUCUCAGCUGUGGAAUCUAAUACACUUAAAGAAAUGUUAAAAUUAGAUGAAGAAGAAGGUGAAGAAGAAAAUAACCAUAAAAAUGGACAUUGA